CCGCGGCCGCGACCGUCGUGCCGUCGGCAAUCAGCACCGACCACGGCGGCACGGUGUAUCCGGUGCCGCCGUCGGGGGCGAAAGUCUACGCGAACGUGGACGGCCAUCGCAUCGACGACGGGCGGUACACGAACUUCAAGGGCGACCUCGCGGGGAUCGUCCCCUCCGAGCGUAUCUACACGGACCCGGUGCGCGUGUUCGCGUACGGCACGGACGCGUCGUUCUACCGGCUCCUCCCUCAGAUGGUAGUCAAGAUCCACGACGAGAAGGAGGUCACGCGGAUCCUCCCAAAGGCGAAGAAGCACUCGACGCCGGUGACGUUCCGCGCCGCGGGGACGUCGCUCUCGGGGCAGGCGGUCACGGACUCGAUCCUCCUGAAGCUGUCGCACACGGGAAAGAACUUCCGGAACUACGAGAUCACGAACGACGGCAAGGAGAUCACGCUCGAGCCCGGCCUGAUCCUCGGCGAGGUGAACCGCCUUCUGGCCAAGUACAAGGAGACCAACGGGCUCCAGACGCAGUACAAGAUGGGUCCGGACCCGUCGUCCAUCGACUCGUGCAUGAUCGGCGGCGUCGUCGCGAACAACUCCUCCGGGAUGUGCUGCGGCGUGAAGCAGAACACGUACCACACGCUGAAGGACAUGCGGAUCGUGUUCGUGGACGGCACGGUGCUUGACACGGCGGAUCAAAAGUCGCGCGACGCGUUUUUGUCGUCGCACGUCGACCUCGUCGCGGGCGUCGUCAACCUCGCCAAGAAGGUCCAGGCGGACGAGGACCUCGUCGCGCUCAUCAAGAAGAAGCACGCGAUCAAGUGCACGACGGGGUACUCCAUGAACGCGCUCGUGGACUUCCCGCCGGAGGACCCGAUCGAGAUCAUCAAGCGGCUCAUGAUCGGCAGCGAAGGCACGCUCGGGUUCGUGUCCAGGGCGACGUACAACACCGUGGUGGACCACCCGCACAAGGCGAGCGCGUUCAUCGUGUUUAAGGAUGUUCAGGAAGCGUGCCGCGCGGCGGCGGUGCUGCGGAGGGAGACGACCGUGGACGCGGUGGAGCUCUUCGACCGCGCGUCGCUGACGCAGUGCGAGGGACACGAGCAGAUCAUCGGGCUGGUGCCGACCAUCGCGGACGCGCCGAAGCGCGGCGCCGCGUUGCUCAUCGAGUGCCGCGGCGCGACGGACGAGGAGCUGGACGUCGCGAUUAAGGAGGUGUCCACGUCCCUGGACGGCGCGAACUUGGCGUACCUCAACGAUCGCGUGUCCACGUACCCGUUCAUGAAGGACGAGGCGGUGUACAAGGUGUACUGGGACGUGAGGAAAGGGCUGAUUCCCCUCGUCGGGUCUUCGCGCAGCGCGGGGACGUCGGUGCUCAUCGAGGACGUCGCGUGCGAGGUGGACAAGCUCGGGGACAUGACCCAGGACCUGAUCGACAUGUUCGAGCGGUUCGGAUACGACGACGCGUCGUGCAUGGGCCACGCGCUCGAGGGCAACUUGCACCUGGUGUUUUCGCAGGGCUUCCGGAACGACGAGGAAGUGAAGCGGUACGCCGCGAUGAUGGAGGAGAUGUGCGAGAUCGUCGCGACUAAAUACAAGGGAUCGCUCAAGGCGGAGCACGGCACGGGAAGGAACGUCGCGCCGUUCGUGGAGAUGGAAUGGGGGAACAAGGCGUACGAGCUCAUGUGGGAGCUCAAAGAGCUGUUCGACCCCGAGUACGUGUUGAACCCCGGGGUGAUUCUCUCCAGGGACAAGGACAUGCACCAGAAGUUUUUGAAGCCCAAGCCCGUGGCGGACCCGAUCGUGGACAUGUGCAUGGAGUGCGGUUUUUGCGAGAGCAACUGCCCCUCGCGCGAUCUGAGCCUCACGCCGAGGCAGCGCAUCACGGUGUACCGCGAAAUCUCGCGCCUGCAGGACAUGCCGACGCGUGACAACGCGCAGCAAGCGCGUCUGGACGAGUUUUUGGACAAGUUCACGUACGAGGGCGACGCGACGUGCGCCGCGGAUGGCAUGUGCCAGGUGAAGUGCCCCGUCGGCAUCAACACCGGCGAGCUCGUCAAGUCGAUCCGCGAGCGCGACCUGAAGAAGCAGUCCACGGCGACGUCGGGCGCCAACGCGCUCGCGAGGAACUUUGCCACGUUCCAGAGCGUCGUGCCCACGUUCCUGAACCUCGUGUCCGCCGCGCACGGCGUCCUCGGCGGCGGCGUGCUGAAGAGCGUCUCCGGCGCGUUGAACAAGGUUUCCGGGAACUUGAUCCCGGUGUGGAACGAGCACAUGCCCACGGGCGCGCCGUCGCUGCCGGCGCCGAACAUGCCGUCGUCGAGCGCGACGCAGCGCGCGGGGGUCCCUCGCAAGGUUGUCUACCUCCCAUCCUGCGUCACGAGGAUGAUGGGCCCGGCGAAGGGCGACUCUGCGUCCAUCGGCGGCGUCCCGGACGCGAUGAUGAGCAUCCUGAAAAAGGCGGAUUACGAGGUUGUGUACCCGGAGUCGCUCUCGUCGCAGUGCUGCGGCAUGCUCUUCAACUCCAGGGGGUUCAAAGCCACCGCCAGCGGCAAGGGCGAUGACCUCGAGGCGGCGCUCAUGAAAGCCUCCGAGGGCGGCAAGCUCCCGAUUGUCGUCGACACGUCCCCGUGCCUCGCGCAGAUCAAAGAGCAGCUGACGAACCCCGCGUUGCGGUUCGCGUUGUACGAGCCCGCGGAGUUCAUCGCGAACCACCUCGUGGACAAGCUCGAGUGGAAGAAGGUGAAGGACCACGUCGCGAUCCACGUCCCGUGCUCGUCCAAGAAGCUCGGCGUCGAGAACACGUUCAACAAGAUCGCGAAGAUGUGCGCGAAGGAGGUGACGCCGUCGGGGAUCCCGUGUUGCGGCAUGGCUGGGGACCGCGGGAUGCGUUUUCCGGAGCUCACCGGUUCGUCGUUGUCGUACCUGGACCUUCCCGAGGGAUGCAGCGACGGGUACAGCACGUCGAGGACGUGCGAGAUGUCGCUCUCGAACCACAGCGACGUCGCGUUUAGGGGGUUGGUGUACUUGGUCGACGAGGCGACGAGCGCGAAGAAGUGAAGUGAAGCGAGGCGAAGCGGAGACUUCGAAGACUUGACUGAUUUGAUUUGAUCGCGACGGCGUCUUUGUUUUCGCGCCGUCGGUCGCGGCGGCGCGCGGCGGCGGCGCGAGGGCGGACGCGCGGCGGGCGAGUCGCGACUUUCGCGGGCAGCAUUCUUUUAAUAACGAUUACCAUCAGUGAACGA
This is a messenger RNA of Micromonas pusilla CCMP1545, 3235 nucleotides long. RefSeq lists its product as uncharacterized. The record is from RefSeq and is a predicted model, not a curated record. Lineage: Eukaryota; Viridiplantae; Chlorophyta; Mamiellophyceae; Mamiellales; Mamiellaceae. Gene Ontology annotation, molecular function: iron-sulfur cluster binding; D-lactate dehydrogenase (cytochrome) activity; D-lactate dehydrogenase (NAD+) activity. The transcript is spliced from 3 exons. Gene Ontology annotation, biological process: lactate catabolic process. Bases 243 to 3050 code for a protein of 935 amino acids.